Messenger RNA from Quercus lobata, 1869 nucleotides. RefSeq names its product intermediate cleaving peptidase 55, mitochondrial-like. The record is from RefSeq and is a predicted model, not a curated record. The transcript is spliced from 14 exons. Bases 248 to 1765 code for a protein of 505 amino acids. Lineage: Eukaryota; Viridiplantae; Streptophyta; Magnoliopsida; Fagales; Fagaceae. Gene Ontology annotation, molecular function: manganese ion binding; metalloaminopeptidase activity. Gene Ontology annotation, cellular component: mitochondrion. Gene Ontology annotation, biological process: proteolysis.
UUGUCGUUUAGAUAACAGGAAGGAACAAACACCAUUGGGCUUCUGUGAAAACGCGCACCGUUUUCAGUUCCCGACCACCUUAACCUGUGAAAAAGUCACAAACUUUUACGAACCCUUAAACCCUUUCAAACUGAAAAUCUCAGUGACACCAAAGUUUAAUCACUUUGUAGUUUGUACAGUGAAACAGUGUAUCAACCAAAGUGAGUGAGAGAGAAUAUCAAAAAGAGAAGAAGCAGUCAGCAACAAAAUGCAGAUUCUUGUAAGAAAACUAAUGCAGAGAAUCUCUCACAAACAAGCUACAGGUUGUCGUGCAUAUUGUACGAAGAUGGUUGCUGAUAUUGGACAGCCGACUCAUGCAUCUCAUCCUCAGUUACUGAAAGAAGGGGAGAUGACACCUGGAAUAACUACCGAGGAAUACAUCUCAAGGAGAAAUAGGUUGUUGGAUCUUCUUCCAAAAAAUAGUCUGGCCAUAAUUGCAGCUGCCCCUGUAAAGAUGAUGACAGAUGUUGUGCCUUACACAUUUCGACAAGAUGCUGAUUAUUUGUAUAUUACUGGCUGCCAACAACCUGGUGGCGUGGCAGUUUUAGGUCAUAACUGUGGUUUAUGCAUGUUCAUGCCAGAAGCAGACUCUCAUGAUGUUAUUUGGCAAGGGCAAAUUGCUGGAGUUGAUGCAGCAUUAGAAAUUUUCCGUGCUAAGAAGGCAUAUCCAAUGCGCGAAUUACAUAAGUACCUUCCAGAUUUGAUAUACGGACGCUCCAAAUUGUUCCACAACAGGCAGACAGCCAUACCAACAUAUAUGAAAUUGGAGUACUUUCAAGAGCUUGCUAAGAAUGGCAAAGUGACAGACAUACCAACAUAUAUGAAAUUGGAGUACUUUCAAAACCUUGCUAAGAAUGGCAAAGUGGGAGACCUGUCUACUUUGACUCAUGAGUUACGUUGGAUAAAGUCACCAGCAGAGCUCAAGUUAAUGAAAGAAUCUGCAUCAAUUGCUUGCCAGGCACUUCUGCAGACGAUGUUUCACUCCAAGACAUAUCCUUAUGAAGGCAUGCUGUCAGCAAAGGUUGAAUAUGAAUGCCGAAUGAGAGGUGCUCAAAGAAUGGCAUUCAACCCUGUCGUUGGUGGUGGGCCAAAUGCUAGUGUUAUACAUUAUUCUCGAAAUGAUCAGAAGAUUAAAGAUGGGGAACUUGUUUUGAUGGAUGUUGGAUGUGAGUUGCAUGGUUAUGCCAGUGACCUUACUCGUACCUGGCCACCCUGUGGAAGAUUUUCUUCUGCUCAAGAAGAACUUUAUGAUCUUAUACUAGAAACAAACAAGGAAUGCCUGAAGCUUUGCAAACCUGGUGCUACCAUAAGUCAAAUACACAAUUAUUCGGCGGAAAUGCUGCGCAAAGGAUUCAAGGAGAUUGGAAUUUUAAAAGAUGAGGGAAACAGUUUAUACAAUAUGCUGAACCCCACUUCUAUAGGUCACAAUCUAGGAAUGGAUGUUCAUGAUUCUUCCAUGAUCAGCUAUAGCCGGCCCUUGGAGCCAGGUGCUGUGAUAACAAUUGAACCAGGAGUCUACAUCUCAUCUUUUUUGGAUGUUCCAGAGAGGUAUCGAGGCAUUGGGAUAAGGAUUGAGGAUGAGGUCCUCAUUACAGACACUGGUCAUGAGGUCCUCACCGGGUCAAUGCCAAAAGAAGUUAAACACAUUGAAUCAUUGCUAAACAACUUCCACCCUGGAAUGGGGAUGGAGAGCCAUAACAAUAUCAGGGCUGCAUCCAAUAGAUAAAUUAAAGAGCUAAGACAGUGAUUUAUUGUAAGAGGAAAUCAAUCCCGAGGCUUUCUCCGGUGCUUGGGUUUCAUUUUUGAAGCAUUUUGUUGUUUGGGGUGGGG